Molecule: messenger RNA, 1641 nt
Organism: Rhopilema esculentum
Lineage: Eukaryota; Metazoa; Cnidaria; Scyphozoa; Rhizostomeae; Rhizostomatidae
Product: proteasome inhibitor PI31 subunit
Biological process (GO): proteasome-mediated ubiquitin-dependent protein catabolic process
Molecular function (GO): endopeptidase inhibitor activity; proteasome binding
Source: RefSeq, a predicted model, not a curated record
UAAUUAUUUUUGAUACUCUGCGUAACAAAAACAUGGCAGACAGUGGGAAAGAAAGUACUUCAUUUAUGGAACCAGAGAUUAGGUCAAUCCUUGAUUCUGUAAUAUCUAGCAAUAAACCAAACACAGACCAGGAUCUAUUAUGCUUAGUGACACAUGCAGUUCUUCUUCAAAAUGGCUUUAAGGCUGUUUGCGUUGGCAGUUACGACGGGGACAGUCCAAAUGGGCUUGAAGGAACGGCUUUGCCCGAUCAGUGGAACAAACAGGAGGAUCCUGAUUGCUAUGAGUUUACAUACCUAAAGACGGAUAGCCAAAGGCUAUAUACAUUAAGAGCGUUGCUGAUAGAGGAUAAACUUUGCUUCAACUUGCUAAAACAAGGCGAAAGCCAAGGAAAUGCAGCCGAAGUUCAAAUUGCUACUGCAGAUCAUAUUAACAGACAGCAAAAGCCCAUAAAUAUCGAAUGGUUAAAUGAACUGGGGUUCCUCUGGAAAAAAAUCGAGAGAGGUCUUCUUGGAAAGCACCAGGAUCUCUUUGAAAGGCGAGAUUAUGAGCUUCACAGUAAAUUAUUAGAACAAGAAAGACCAAGACAAAGAGAUAACAGGCCACAACCAGUUUUACAUGAUGGUGUCCCGGUACACCCAUUGCAAGCACAUCAACCAUCACCAUUUGCUUAUGGAGAUGCUGACCUCUUUCCUGGUCACCCAGGACAAGGUGGUAUGAUUAUGGACCCUUUUAGAUCAGGUGGAAUAGGGCUUAGACCCCCAAUGCACCCUGGUGUGCCAAGGGGCUCUGUGCCUCCUGGAGCCAGGUUUGACCCAUUUGGGCCACUUACAGAGUUUGACCACUCAACUGGAAGCAGGAGGCCACCAAGAUCAUUUGACCCUAAUCCUGACCAUCUUCAGAGGCCAGGGUUUAAUGAUGAUAUGUACAUGUAGAAUUUUCUUUGCAUAAAAACAUAAUUCACUUUUCAAUAGAGCAAUAUUGAUUUAGAAAGCUGUUGCUGGAGGCAUAUAAAUUACAAAUUUUGCUAUAAACAAGCUGAUAUAAAUUACAAUGUCAGUAAUUCCUUGCAAUUGAAUACUUCAAGGCAAGCAACUCGAAAGCCAAACACAAAAUAAUCCAUCAAUAUGCUUGUAUAGAUCACAUUGUUCCCCAAACAUUGAAGUGGUAUUACAUACCUACAAGUCAGAUUCAUACAAUGUAGAAAAGACCUUAUAAAUACAGGAUACAUAAACAAUUGGCUCAAAGCAAUAAUUUUCCAAUGCUCUUUGUUUGUUUGUACAUCUCAUUAAUGGACUUUCAAGCUAGGCUGGAGUGGUUUCCAGAUAAGAAGGAUAACUUCUUAAACUGAUAAUACCAGUCUUGAUUUUGCUUCAUAGAUAUUGCCUCCGUUUUUGUUCUUGUUAAUUGUAAACAUUUGACUAGUUUUCAUUAGAUUUCAUUUGUAGUUCUUUUUCCUCGGUGAACAAAUCUGUUGCUAGAUGUAGACCUACCAAAGGACCAACAGCACUGAGCCACAAAGGAACAUACCUUGUAGAAAAAUAUUGUUAUUCAGUUGAGCUAGAUUUGCUGUUUGAAAAUAGCUGGAAACGUAAAAACACAAAAUACCAAAUACUAAAGAUUUCAAAAUGGUAAAUAAAAUCA